AUGUACGUCACAAUGAUGAUGACAGACCAGAUUCCACUGGACUUGGCUCCGCCCCCCCUCCUGAACGGGGAGGUCCCUCUCAUGCCUCACAUGGUUAACGGUGAUGCAGCCCAGCAGGUGAUCCUGGUGCAGGUGAACCCGGGGGAGACGUUCACCAUCCGGGCAGAGGAUGGCUCACUGCAAUGCAUCCAGGGUCCUGCUGAGGUUCCCAUGAUGUCCCCAAAUGGGUCGAUCCCCCCCAUCCACGUGCCCCCGGGAUACAUCUCGCAGGUGCUGGAGGAUACCACAGGGGUCCGCCGGGUGGUGGUGACCCCCCAGUCUCCAGAGUGCUACCCUCCCUCCUACUCUCCGGCCCUCUCCCCCACGCACCACCUGCCCCCCUACCUGGCUCACCCUCACUUCAUCCCCAACUCUCACUCUUUCUACCCCCCUGUCAGUCCCGGGGAGCUGCCCCCCCACCAGUACUACCAGCACCACCUUCCCCCCAUGUACGGCGAUCCAGAAAUUAUCCCGGUUUAUGGGAUGUCUAACUACAUAGGCAGAGGAGAGGAGACGUACAGUAAGCCACAGCCCAAAAAGAUAAAGGAAAGACAACUGGAGCGGCAGAACCGACUCAACUCCCCUCCCUCCACUCUCUAUAAGGGCAGCCUGGGGCCAGCACACAACGGAUACAGCAACAAAUCACACGCCCCGUCGCUCGGGUCAGUGGGGUCGGGGGGCGGAGUCGGCAGUCCAGGAGGGAAGAAGCCGGAGAGACGCCUUCGCAGCAGUCCACGAAACAGCGAACCAGAGACACACACACAAGAUCAUGACUCAGAGGGGAAGCGUGUUCAAGACAUGCUGUCUGCAAUCGACAAACCACAGGUGUCCAACGUGCAGGCGCGCGCUGCACGGCUGUCCUGGGCCCCCCCGGCAGGGCUGGUGAACAGGCUAGGUAACGGGAUGCCUGUGUCCUGCUCCUUCGAGGUCUCUCUCUCAGAUAAGGGACGAGACGGAAAGUAUCGCCUUAUAUACAGUGGCGAAGAAUUGGAGUACCAUCUGAAAGACCUAAGGCCAGCGACAGACUACCACGUACGGGUGUCUGCGAUGUACAACUUGGUUCGAGGCUCGUGUUCAGAGGCCGGCUCGUUCACCACACACUGCAGCGUCCCCGACGUCCCGUUAUCCCCGAAACUCUCCCACCGCACCAAGAGCACGCUCACCCUACAGUGGAAGCCCCCGGGCGACAACGGAUCCAAAAUCACAAACUACCUGCUCGAGUGGGAUGAGGGAAAGAAGAACAGUGUUUUCAGAGAAUGUUACUUUGGGAGCCAGAGACACUGUAAGCUGACACGACUGUACCCCGCCUGCGGCUACACGUUCAGAGUGGCUGCGCACAACGACAUUGGCACAAGUGGCUUCAGCACAGAGGUGGUGUUUUACACCAUGGGCACCCUGCCUGCUCUGCCUCUGGCACCGCGGCUGGUCAGGGCGGGGGUGUCCUGGGUGACCUUGGAGUGGGGGCGUCCCGAGGGCAGUCCGAGCGAGGAGCAGCUCAAAUACACACUUGAGAUCCAGGAGGACAACAGCGGAACAGACUUUCAUCCAAAGUACACUGGAGAAAACUUGACCUGUACUGUACAAGGCCUGAAGAGGAGCACACAGUAUAAAUUCAGGCUCAUAGCAUCAAACAUGGAGGGAAAGAGCAGUCCCAGUGAAGUGUUGGUGUGCACCACCAAUCCAGACAAACCAGGCCCUCCAUCUGCACCCUGUGUCACCACAGCGACACCCUACGGAUUCACCGUCACAUGGGAUCCUCCCCAGGACAACGGGGGUUCAGAGGCUCUCACGUACCUGCUAGAGAUCUCCGAGGGAUGCUCUGAAGCGAACCAGUGGGAGGUAGCCUAUAGCGGUCCAGCGACAGAAUGUAUGUGUGAGCGCCUGACACCAGGGACCGUCUACCGCCUACGUGUGUGCAGCAUCACCACCGGAGGACACAGCCCUUGCACUGUUAGUGUUCCGGUCCGUACAUUAAGCGUCCCGCCAGGGCCCUGCCAGCCGCCGAGGAUUGUGGGGAAAGCCAAACACAAGGAAGUGCAGUUAGAAUGGGACACCCCUGCAUCUGAGGGAGUGUGUGAGGAGUGUGUGUUCAGCCUGGAGAUGAGCGAGGGGGACACCAAGCCGGCGGAGGUCUACAACGGGUCGGAGUUGCAAUGCACCGUGGGUAGCCUGUUACCUGGUGCCACAUACAGCUUCCGGCUGCGUGCCGCCAACGAGGCCGGGUUCGGGGCGUACUCCGAGCCAACAGAGGUAACGACUGCGGCGGGUCCUCCUGGCCAGUGCGGGGCGCCACUCAUCACUCUCACCAGUAACACCUGCGUAACGCUCAACUGGGAGAGUCCCGAGGGUUCGGGCACAGACAUCUCUGAGUAUCGCUUGGAGUGGGCGAGGGAAGACGAACCCAUGGAGCUCAUCUACUGCGGAUCUGCCACCCAGUGUGAACUGUCAGACCUGACACCUGCCACAGAUUACUGCUGCAGGCUACAGGCGGUGAAUCAGGCUGGCGCCGGUCCCCACAGCGAGCAGGUGAGCUUCCGGACCCCGGCAACGAAUCCCGACCCGGUCUCCUCUCUCGCUCUCCUGGACCUCCCGACCUCCUCGGAGUCGGGUCACUCCCCGUCUACCUGCCUCCUGCUGAAGUGGGACGAGCCGAACAGCAACGGGGCGGAGAUCAGCUCCUACGUCAUCACCCUGGAUGACCAAACCAUCACUGUGGAAUCAGGGACGAGUCACCUGGUCACAGACCUGCAGCCGGACAGCGAGUACAGCGUACAGAUCCAGGCAGUGAACUCCAUCGGCUCCAGUCCCUUGAGUCCAGCCCUGCUGGUGAGGACACGCCCCCUCCCUCCGGCCCCGCCCCCUCUGGAAUGCUCGGCGGCCGGCCCUCAGAGCCUGAAGCUGAAAUGGGGCGAAAAUGCCAGCAACACGCACACCCGCGCCCUGCUCGCCGACGACAUGGUCUACACACUACAGAUGGAGGACAAGAACCACAGGUUUGUGACGAUCUACCGCGGACCCAGCCACACCUACAAGGUCCAGCGAUUGACCGAGUCCAGCAGCUACAGCUUCAGAAUACAGGCCAUCAGUGACGCCGGGGAGGGUCCUUUCUCCGACACACACACCUUCUGCACCACCAAGUCUGUACCCCCUGCCCUCAAAGCUCCCAGAGUGCACCAGCUGGAGGGGAACGUGUGCGAGAUCACAUGGGAGACCAUCCCACCAAUGAGGGGAGACCCUGUGAGCUACGUGCUCCAGGUGCUGGUGGGACGCGAGUCAGAAUACAAACAGGUUUUUAAGGGAGAGGAGGGCGCGUUCCAAAUCACUGGUCUCCAGGGCAACACAGACUAUCGUUUCCGCGUGGGCGCCUGCCGCCGCUGCCAGGAUUCGUGCCAGGAGCUGUGCGGACCGCUGAGCCCCUCCUCCUUGUUCACGCUGCGGCGCCAGGAGACGGCAUCGUCGGGGGAGCAGUGUGCCGUGGAAGCGGGCAAAGGGUCGGGCCUGAUCUCCAGCGACGAGCGCUUCGCCGCACUCAUCGUGUGUGUGUUCGCGGGCUUCUCCAUCCUCAUCGCCUGCUUGCUACAAUACUUCUUCAUGAAGUGAGGGAAUUUUUAACUAUAGGAUAGAAAGAGAAAGCAAAAAAAUCACAGAGUCUAUGAAAGAACCGAAUGAAAUCAAAAACAAACACUUGAGAUAUACUUCUAAGACUAUGUAUGUUUUAUUUUUGUUUUUUUUUUUAAUAGUCAAAGUAUCGAUUCUGGCUUUUUCCUCACCUUGUUCCUGUUGUCUUCUGCCUUCACUCAGUUCGGUCUCAUUUCUCUCUCUAAGUCUCUGUUGUCUUUGUAUCACUGUCUGUGUCAUUUGUUAAGGAUUUCUGUCGAGGGAAGCCUUUGUCUUAGCUGUACCUCGGUUGGGAAAGAAAAACUGAUAAUCAAGCCUUAAAAAAUAGCUGUGAGCGAAGCAGUUGCUCCUCAGACUGACUUGCAUGUUUUUAUUUUGUAUUUUUUUUUUUUUUUUUAAACACAUAUCUAAACGAUUAGAGAACGUGUAUAUUUCUUGACGGUCAUUGCCUUACUUUUUUUUUGUUUUUUGUCAGUUUUUUAACGUGUAAUUUUUUGAUUUUUUUUUUUUUUCCGCUGCAGUCUUUAUCCAUUUCAGCCAUAUUCCGAUGUAGGCCUUCGAAGCUUUUGCCGUUCAUACCUUUUAUUAUUCAGUUUUUGUUACAACUCUACUACAGGCUGUCGGUCAACUCAUGCAAAAUCUGCACCUGCUCUCACAAUGCAGACUGACGAAGACACAAUGCAACACAAAAAGAUUCACAUUCGCACACACGUACAUUACACUCACGCAACGACAGUGAGAAACACACAUUUUUCCUCCAAUCACACAUCUGCUCAGCUUUUCACAUUCAAUCACUCACUGACUCACUCACUCACUCAGCUACCAAAGUGAUGCAAUUCAUGUGUGGUGUAAGAUGCUGCUAUCCUGUGAUUUUAUUAUAUCUAAGAAAAGAAUGGAAAACCAGUAAUCUAAUAUAUAUAUACACACAACAUAAAUAUAUAUAAAUAUAUAUAUUAUAACAAAUAUAUAUGAUGCUAUAGAAGUGAUGUAAUAUAAGUGAUGGCGAUGUAAGGUGUGAACUUCAGUGUGUAAGGGGGAGGAGUCGACUCUGGGUGCUCACAGACAGCAGCUCUGAGGUCAGAAGGAGCCCUUAAAAAAAAACAAAAGAAAACACUGGUUUCGGAUCAGAAUAUGAACCUUUGUGUAGGUAUACGAAUGUCAGGGCGUAAACUGGCUGGGGAAUCGUGAUUGGCUGUGACUUACCGUGGAAAAGGGCUGCGCUGAGCAAUUUUUCAUUGGUUCCCCCCUUCUCGGUUCAGUCCUUACGUGUUCCACCAUCUCAAGUAUCGUUGCUCCAGCCUGUUUAUCUGUAGCUUUAGUAGCCGUACGCCCCGUAGCAUCACAGAAUCCAGAGGUGCUAACAGCCCGCCAGCUAGCUGCCCUUCUCAGAGCUGUGUGUGUGUGUGUGUGUGUGUGUGUUAACAAGGAAAGCCAUUAGGAGUUAGCUUGAGCUUUACCCUCCCUCUCCCUCUGUGACAUUUAGCCAGCUGCCGGCCAGAGCAAACGCUGAGGCUGUAGUUUCUUCCUCGUCUGUGAAUCGAUACAUUUGAAGACUUCUCUUUUCUCCCCUCCUGCCCAUAAUUAUCCGUGAUUACCUUUAUGCUCUGGCUGCUCCUUCUCUCGCUUUCCAUCCAUCCUCUCCCUCUUCCCUCUCUUUCUUUUCUCUCUAUUAAAAGGUGCUUUAUUGACAUGGAAUCAGAGCAGUAGCAAGUCUGUGGCCUCGACCUCAGGCGCACAUGUUCUCCGGGGACUUGAACUAAUGUUCACUAACCAAACAAGCCUUUGACAGAACACAACUCAACAGAAAAAACAGGGCAUUCUGACACAUGUAACACCCCACCCCACCCCCCCAACCUCCCGCCUGGACUCCCAAAACCCCCCCUUGUUACCCCAACCCCCACCCCCGAAAAAAACAAAGCCAAGGUACAGCCCAAUACACAACCCUGACGAUCCAAAGAAGUCACCCUGACCUGCGUGAUUAAUGUGUGACACGUCUACUUCUGUCAGGUGGGGUGCAAAGGGGGGUAAAGGGGGGCGAUCAGGUGGGAAAGGCAGGUUUUUUUGGAAGAGGGGCGAGGUGGUAGUUAAGCCCCGCCCACUCGGCUCUGAUUGGCAGCCUGUAAUGUACCUCAGGGAUAAGGCCUUACAGGGGGACGGGGGGGAGAACUAACCCUGUCAUCCCCAUCGCUGUCACCAUCGUCAUCGUAACAUAGUCAUCUGUUUCUCUCUGUCCCCACCCUCCUCCUCCUUUUUUUUUUUUUUUUUUAAACCUUCCUCCUUCAUUUUAUUUUUUGAUGCUGUAUCUUGUCCUCUGUCUUUGCUGUGCCUUGCUCCUGUAUGUCAGUAAGCAAAGUGGUUUACUAGCUCAAAAUACCUUUGCCAAAGUUGAUGGGAAAGUUAAGGUAGAGUUCUUUUUUCUAGGUUUUUUAUUUAUACUAUAUAUUUGCAUACAGUACUUUACAUGCCAAUUACAGUGCAAUCUUCAUUUAUUUAUUGUUUAAAGAUUAAGAGACAAGUGUAGUUAUAUACUAAUUUUUUCCUUGUAGCAUGUUUUUUUUUUCUUUUAAUUUUUUUUUUUUUUUAAAUGGAUGUAUGUUAGAUUGUAUGAUUAAGGCCAGCAUUCCUUAUCUCAGUAACCCUUUAAGUAUUUUUCUCUUACAGCUGUUGGGAACCUGUAGCUCAUCAGUCCAUGCAUUGCAGUUAUCAUUGCCGUUUUUCAAACAUGUAACCAAAUGCCUAUGUGUUUUUUUUUUUUGUUUUUUUUUUGUUUCAUCUCCUGUUACGGCCGUGCACAGCCGAGCAGUUUCUUUGUAAUGCUUAGAGAGACAUGUAGCAAAGCCGGGCCUUAGGGUCAAAAUCAUCUGUAUUGGGAUAAAACGUCGCUGCCUUUGGCUUUUUUUUUUUCUUUUUUUUUCUUUUUCUUGAUUAGUGUUAUAAUGAAGCUUCUGAUAUCUUUUUUCUUUUUUUUUUUACUGUUUUAAUGCCAAAGUGCAGGCUUCUCGUGUCCACUAGAUGUCGCGUUUCGCAGUCGUCUAAAGGGUUUUUCUGUGAUGUUCUUCUGUAACGACACAGCAUUACGAUUUAUUAUUAUUGUUAUUAUUAUUCUCUCGAAAGGAAAAAAAAAAACAUUAACUUGAUCUGUGAUUAUGCUUCUUUUUUUUCAUAUUAUCUUUUUAUUAUUUUGUUUUUUAAAGCAAAAUGUGCCAUUUUUUUGGAGAUGUGUAGCCCCUUGUGGAGGAGAGUAACACAACCUGAUUUCACACGGAAAGGUCUAAAAAAAAAAAAAAAAGAAAAAGAAAGAAAAAAAAAGGCAAAAACAAUCAUACGAUGAUUUCAGGCAGAUGAUGACAAUAAUAAUAUUGACGAUUCCUUGCUAGUGCUGGUAUAGCAGUAGUGAGUAUUUUGUAUCCAGUAUUUUGCUAAGAGAUGAUAUACAGAGAUAUCUAUAGAGCUAUAGAAUGAGAUGGUAAUACAUUAUGACUAACAGAGUUGAAGCACUUUUUUUAUGCCGAGAAUUAGUCUUGAUGAGGUUAAACGGGAGCGAGGGGAGACGCGAGGUCCUUUUUCGCUCCGUUCCAAAAACACUACUGCCAACGCCGUCUGUUACAUUCAUUUGGCAUUAUUCUGUCGUUGGCGUCACUGUGACAUUUGGCAUUACUGGAGCGUGAGUUCCGUGUUUCCACGAACGGGCGCCCUGUUUCCCUGUAGAAUGCAAACUACAGCAACAGGGGAAAGUACAGCUCGCACGGGAGCGCGGUGCCUCUCUCAGAUGUGCUCACAGCAUCUAACCUAGCACCGUUGCUGCGUAGUCGACAGGUGAUGUGUGAGGUGUCCUGUCCGUAAACCCCACCUUGCCCCAUUUGUGACCCCUUUUAUUGUUCCCCUUUUCAAGCCUUAACGCCCCGGAGGUAGAGCCGAGGUUCGCCUCAUGUGUUCAGUUGAGCUCGGGCCAGUCGUGUUAGCAUCGUACAGUCGUUGAGGUCGACGCCAGAGUCGACUGAAGGCUGUGCUUUAGUGAGCAGGGUACUCCCUUGAUGUGCUUUUGUUGUUUUUUUUUGUUAUUUUUCAAAAUGCUGGUGAUUUUAUAGACAUCCCCCCGCCCUCCCCCGCCCCCUCCCACCCACACACCCUGCAGGUCCUGCACAUUUGGCAGGUAUAUCAAGACACGAGAGAGACGGUUUGUUUGCCCAGCAACCCCACGUCUGUGCCUUCUGAUCAGUUUAUUUUCUUCUUUUUAAGUUUUUUUUUUUUUUUUUUUUUUUUUUUGGUUAUGUUUUGUACGUUUUACAGUAAGUAGAGAUUUUGACUGAGCAAUUUGGCGAUUUGACAAACACACAGAGACUCACAGGUAUUUAACUAUUUUUUAAGCGAGACAAAAAAAAAGAAAAACGUAUUUUUACCUCACGAUUUAAAAAGCAAACAUUCCAAUGUUGUCAUGGUCUACGAAUUGAGAAAAAAAGAAAGAAAAGAAAUUCAUGCAUUUCUUCUUGUAUUGUAAAUGUUAGACAAUUUCAUAUGCAUUAUAUAAAAGAAACUGCCAUAUCAAUUUUAAUGUAUAGAUUUUUGCAAAUACUACCCUAUGUAUGUAAGACGUAACUGUAUCGGUAGCGUAUAUAUAAUAUAUUUAUGCCCAAUAAAUGUUUUGAUUUUUUUUCUGA
Acanthopagrus latus (yellowfin seabream) is the source of this 8315-nucleotide messenger RNA. RefSeq names its product fibronectin type III domain containing 3Ba (gene fndc3ba). The record is from RefSeq and is a predicted model, not a curated record. Gene Ontology annotation, molecular function: protein binding. The coding region runs from base 1 to 3639 and encodes 1212 amino acids. The transcript has 26 exons. Lineage: Eukaryota; Metazoa; Chordata; Actinopteri; Spariformes; Sparidae.